GUUUUGAUUACGAUAACUAGACUGGAUGGAAUUGCCACACGCACAAGGCGUACCUUGAAUUGAUAAAAGAGAUCUCCGUUUAAAAUAAUGAUAACUAUAAAACCAAUUUUUCGCGGCUUUUCACCGUUUAAGUUUAUAAGGGUAUCGUAUUCGACAAAUUCGGGAUUAUUAAGUGAUAUAAAUGUAUUAGAUUUAUCGAGAAUCAUCGCAGGGCCAGUGUGUACUAUGACCCUCGGAGACUUAGGCGCGAAUGUUAUUAAAGUAGAAAGUUUCGAGGGAGACGAGGCGAGGAAAUGGGGUCCUCCAUUUACCAAAGGCAAAGAUUCCUACUAUUUCUUAUCUGUUAAUAGAAGCAAGAAAAGCAUUUGUGUUGAUUUAAAAACUUGUGAAGGGAAAUCAAUUAUAUAUGACUUGGCAAAAAAAUGUGAUGUUGUUGUGGAGAACUUUCUACCUGGCAAGCUAGAUAAAUUGGAAGUUGGCUAUGAGAAAUUAAGUCAAGUUAAUCCUAAACUUAUAUACUGCGCUAUAACUGGUUUUGGACCGACAGGACCUUAUGCUAUGAAACCAGGUUAUGAUGUAAUCGCUGCUGCAAUGGGAGGCUUUUUAAACUCAACUGGAGAGAGGAACGGAAGACCUGUUAAGGCUGGUGUUGCCAUAACUGACGUUACAACAGGCUUGCACGCGUUUGGCGCGAUCAUGACUGCAUUAUAUUAUAGAAGGAACACUGGCAAAGGGCAGAAAAUCGAUUGUAAUCUACUCUCCACUCAAAUUUCUAGCAUGAUAAAUAUAGCAAAUAAUUAUUUGAACUGCGGCAUUGAAGGCGAGAAAUGGGGAACAGCUCAUGCUAAUUUAGUUCCUUAUCAGUCUUUUAAAACGAAUGAUGGUGAAAUGGUUAUAGGCACAGGGUCCAAUGCCCAAUUUGCAGAUUUGUGCCGACUCAUGCACAGAGAAGACUUAAUUGAAGAUGAAAGAUUCAAAGACAACGCGGCGCGUGUUGCAAAUCGCGACGACAUAAUAAGGAUUAUUAGUGACGUUAUAGUUACGAAGUCGAAAAAGCAAUGGUUGGAGGUAUUUAGACAUGCAUCAUUUGCAUAUGGACCAGUUAAUACGAUGAAGGAGGUAUUCGAAGAUGAACAUGUCAGAGAGAUAAAGUUGGUUAAGGAGUUGGAGCACCCAGAUGCUGGGAAGAUUAGGGUGGUUGGUCCGCCCACUGUUUAUUCUGAGGGUGGUAAUGAGGCAAGGUUACCACCUCCGAAAUUAGGACAACACACACGAGAUGUUUUGGCGAAUUUUCUAGGUUAUCACGAUGCGAAAAUUGAGGGAUUGAUGCAAAAUAAAGUUAUAAGAUUCACAUUAUCUUAUAUACUUAUAUUCUUUUCGGUGGAGCGCGUGACCGUGAUCACGUUGCGGCCCACGAAGCAGCAGACGCGCAAGAAGGUGGUUUGGACUGAGGAUACUGUGGAUAAUGAGCAUAUGAAUAAGAAGAAGUCGAAAUGUUGUUGUAUAUACGAAAAGCCGCGUCGCUUCGACGAGUCGGACUCAGAGAGCGACGACGAGUGCGAGCAUUGCUUCGGCCACGUCGAGAAGCGCAAGAAGCGAGCUGGCUCCAGCACCGCCACUGCGGUUCAGGAAGCAACGGAACAAACAGCAUCGAUAACGCUACAGCCGCCGGAGCCUGCACCCGCGCCGCCCGACAAGCCUUCAGCUGAUACUUAAAUACCUUUAUUCUAAAUAAAUAUAUUAUUGCUAAAAAUAAUUACUACCCAUGAUUACUCAAGUAAAAGGCGUAGAUAUAUGAUUACUAUAGUACUUAUAGUUUUGUAAC
Messenger RNA from Zerene cesonia (dogface butterfly), 1825 nucleotides. RefSeq names its product succinate--hydroxymethylglutarate CoA-transferase-like. The transcript has 7 exons. Gene Ontology annotation, molecular function: protein serine/threonine phosphatase inhibitor activity; catalytic activity. Lineage: Eukaryota; Metazoa; Arthropoda; Insecta; Lepidoptera; Pieridae. The record is from RefSeq and is a predicted model, not a curated record. The coding region runs from base 88 to 1716 and encodes 542 amino acids.